Molecule: messenger RNA, 528 nt
Organism: Leptomonas pyrrhocoris
Lineage: Eukaryota; Euglenozoa; Kinetoplastea; Trypanosomatida; Trypanosomatidae
Exons: 1
Coding region: 1-528 (175 amino acids)
Source: RefSeq, a predicted model, not a curated record
AUGUCGGCUUUAACGUCCUCUACAGACUCCACAGCGGGUCGGAGCAGCAGCGGCGGCACCAACACCGGAUCGACAUCCACGGCUGUUUUUUUGCGGUACUACGUCCCUUUGCCGCUGCGUGUGGUGAACGAAGACUAUGCCCUUGUUGCCGGGUUUCUCGGUGGUAUUGUGAUCUUCGCCGUGUACGUGAGCGUGCUGGUCUGCUUGCGGUGCCUGCAGCAAGCGCAGAUGCGCCGGCCAUCACUCGCACCCGCACAGCCGACCAACAGCAACCGUAGAGAACUGCGUCCGCGCGGCGUGGAGGGGGCGCUCACGCGUCACGCGCAACAACCGUCACAGCAGCAGCAACGGCCGCCACAGCCCCCACCACCAGCAGCAGCAGCAGCAGCAGCCGAAAGCAGAGGUGAUGUUUCUGUGCAGCGUCUUUACGGUGCGCCAUCGACCGUCGCGGUGCACUACGCACGCGGGAUGCAGCCCCUGCACGCCGCCGGCCCUCCCACGAGCCCACCGCCACCACCACCACGGUAA